AUGUCUCGCUGGGUGAUGCCUCUUGAACUCGGCGAGAGAGACGACGGACUGAUUCGUCACAUCGGACGGCUCUUCUCCAAAUGUAACUGCUCUGGAGAAGAGGCUGUCGAGGUCGCCCUCGUCGGCUGGGCUUCUGCGAACCACGCUCAUGGCACGGAUCAGGUCUUGGAUUUGGUCGAUCCUGUCCGUCAUCUGCAGCAGGGCCAGGUUGUGCUGAGCCUGCAUCGUCCGAAGGUCUUCGAGCGCACUGCGAUCUAG
This is a messenger RNA of Clonostachys byssicola, 258 nucleotides long. Lineage: Eukaryota; Fungi; Ascomycota; Sordariomycetes; Hypocreales; Bionectriaceae. The record is from the annotation of a GenBank genome assembly.